Thyridium curvatum is the source of this 1479-nucleotide messenger RNA. RefSeq lists its product as uncharacterized. Gene Ontology annotation, molecular function: protein binding. Lineage: Eukaryota; Fungi; Ascomycota; Sordariomycetes; Thyridiales; Thyridiaceae. Bases 1 to 1479 code for a protein of 492 amino acids. The record is from RefSeq and is a predicted model, not a curated record. The transcript is spliced from 3 exons.
AUGGCGCCGUACGAGCGGCCGGGCGACGGGGGCUCCGCCCUCAGCGGCGUCGUCAUCGGCCUGCUGUCCUCCUUCGGCUCCGCCAUCCUCAUCGCCCUCAUCUUCCUCAUCAUCUACUUCUUCCGCUACACACAAUCGGGACGCAUCCUCCUCGACAGGAUCGGCCGGCCGGGCGAGUACGAUGACGAACAGGCCUUUGCGCGGGAGGAGGAGGAGGCGCUGGAGACGAUGGACGAGAUGCAGCGGACGGAAUACCUGAGGGCAAAAGCAUUUAUCGCAGCGAAUCCACCCGAGUCCGCACAGACCGACAUCUCUCUAUCGCAGUAUCUUGCCAUACAAGAGAAGGGCGUGUCUGCCUGGGAGUUUGAGCCCGAGCUCGAGAUCGCCAACUGUUUUGUCGAAGGCCGCACCGAGAUCGAGUUCUUCGACUCUGAAUGUACCGUCAUGAGCAAUCUACCGGUGCCCAAACAGAACGAGGUCUACUACUGGGAAGCAAAGCUGUACGAGAAGCCCGAGUCAACGUUGCUCAGCAUCGGCAUGGCAACGAAACCGUACCCGUUGUUCAGGCUUCCCGGCUUCCACAAACAGUCCGUUGGCUACCUCUCUUCCGGAUUCCGCCGCUACAACCAACCCUUCACUCCCGUUUCCUAUGGUCCGCAGUACGUGCAAGGAGAUGUCAUCGGCGUAGGAUAUCGACCUCGCACCGGGACGAUCUUCUUCACGCGCAACGGCAAGAAGCUCGAGGAUGUGGUCCACGGCCUCAAGUCUCAGAACUUCUUCCCGGCGAUAGGCGCCACCGGCCCCGCGACGAUUCAUGUCAACUUCGGUCAGGCCGGCUUUGUUUUCAUCGAGGCCAAUGUGAAGAAGUGGGGGCUCGCACCGGUCACAGGCUCCCUCGCGCCUCCGCCGCCGUACGGCUCCGAGCAAGGCAGCAUCCUGUUGGAAUCAGGCAGGAAGGAUGGCUACACCGGUGCACCGGCUAGAGGCCACGGCUACAGCCAAUCUCUUCAGACCUACCGCACCCAGCCCAACCCUUCCGACACGCACACUCAUAAUCGCUCUCGGUCAGGAAACUUCCGCAUGCUGCCACCCACGAGCCCGGGUCCGGUGCGAAGCCCCACCGACAUCUCACUUGCCCAGCUAAUGCCCAAUGAGGAGCCCGGCGAGCCUAGCAGUAGCGCCGCUGGCGAAGGAGGCACGGCCGUGGUUGGACUCGGAGUCGACCACCCUAGCCACCCGCCACCACCCGAGUAUACGAGUCCCGAGCAUUCGGAGGCCGGCAGUCGUCGGAACAGCUCUGAUAGCGACAGCACGCCUCUGAUUCGAGGGGGACGAAGCCGGGGUGCUUCGGCAGCGACACUCCGGGCUAACACUACCACGCCACACAUCGACGGUCCACCGAUUCCCAGCUACCAUGAUGCUGUCCGUCAAGGUGCUGGCCGAGACCGUAGCGACAGUACGAGAUCGAACCGGACGUAA